This is a messenger RNA of Plasmodium fragile, 1374 nucleotides long. RefSeq lists its product as uncharacterized. The record is from RefSeq and is a predicted model, not a curated record. The transcript has 3 exons. The annotation marks the transcript as partial. NCBI's taxonomy places the organism in Eukaryota, Apicomplexa, Aconoidasida, Haemosporida, Plasmodiidae.
AUGGCACACCAAUUAGGGGCUCUCUUAGCAACUUAUGCAAAGAAGAGGGCAAUGGGGAGCCAGGAUGGAACAUAUGAGACAGGGAUAUGGGAAGAUAUAAAACAAAUAUUCAGAGAGCUAGAGCAUGAAUUGGUAACAGGGGAUGAUACAGUGGAUGCACUAUGUAAAAUAAUGGCUAAGGAGGAGGAAAAGAGGGUAGACCGGCCUAUGGUAAAGCUUAUAUGCAACCACAUUAUAAGAAUAAUUUUUUUUGCAAAUAGAACAACUUUCCGCGCGGGCCACAUGGAAGUGAAGAAAGAUUCUGGGCAGGACGGCGAUCUGCGGGACUAUUUCAGGUGCAUGGUGGGCACUAUUGCAAUAGCGAAAUUAUACAGCGGCAGCUGCAAAACAAGAGAGACUGUACGAAAGAUAAUUAAUAAGGUGCGCAUCUGGGGUGGGGAGGAGGGUAAUAUAGGGAAAGAGCAACAAUGUGCUAGGCUCGAUUAUGAUACCUUACAAAUAGGCUCCAAAUUUUUUGCAAAAACCAUGGGAGAUUGGAUAAACAAAUGGAGGCAAAGAACAUAUGGAGGCGUGAGUUCGGGGCAGGGCAAUACGGAUUGUGAGGGUGCGGAAGCAAGAAGAUCAAAGGAAAAUGCAGAAAAGGAGGUGAAACAUGGUCCUGUAAUAACAGCAUUGGAGGAUGGUACUGUACAAAGUAUAAGGACCAUGAUUGAGAAUAAGGAGGCAAUAAGCGAUGAUCAGAAACAGAAAAUAAUGGAAGAAUUCAAAAAUACAGGAACGGGAGGGGAGGCAUGGAAGAAAAUAUUGGACGAUAUAGGACCAGGGAAAACGUCAGUUACACCAGCCGCCGCUGAAAAACCCGUCCGCGCAACACCAGCAGUUGCAGCAUCGCCGGUAGCACCGGGAGCCACGGCAACACCAGCACCAUCAGGGGAACCGACCGCAAAGGGCGCGACACCGCAGACAGGUGGUUCCGGGGAUGACAAGACCAAACACAAAGGGAAGACAAAACCGGAUGGCGCUUCCACGACAACUCAACCGUCCACGACACCACUACCAACAGGUUCAGGUACAGGGGGUACACCGGGAACUCAGUCGCCACCACCAGGGCCUGUAGGAGCAGGAAGGGCAGACACGCCACUGGCAGCACCGGAAGGAUCACCAGGUCGAGCGGAUCAAGCAGCUGCGGACACGAGGGUACCAGCAUCAGCUCCCGUACCACAACCCCCACCUCCUGACCCAAAUCAGGCAAAUGAUCAGGGAGGAUCGGGACAAGGAGCAGGAGCAGCAACAGAUCCCGUACCACAACCUCCACCUGCGGCACCAUCAGAUCCGUCUCCGACAGCACCAUCCACAGGGGCAGGAGGAGCAGGC